Molecule: messenger RNA, 6410 nt
Organism: Dryobates pubescens (Downy woodpecker)
Lineage: Eukaryota; Metazoa; Chordata; Aves; Piciformes; Picidae
Gene: SPECC1L
Product: sperm antigen with calponin homology and coiled-coil domains 1 like
Exons: 16
Coding region: 247-3609 (1120 amino acids)
Biological process (GO): actin cytoskeleton organization
Cellular component (GO): microtubule organizing center; filamentous actin
Molecular function (GO): protein binding
Source: RefSeq, a predicted model, not a curated record
CUGUGCAGUGCGGAGGUACCGCCCGCGAGGGGCGGGGCCCAGGCGGAGGCGGGCGGAGGGGUCGCUGCCGUCCUCGCGCGCCCCUCGCGCGCCCCUCGCGCCCCCUCCCCUUCUCGCCGUGGCGCUCGCGGCCCGGCCCGGCCUGACCCGGUGCGGUCCCCCGAGACUCGGGCCGCGCCGCGAAGAAGCGGCAACGAGGCGGCUGCCUGAUUUGUUUGUAAAUGCAUCAUAAACAGACAGCCCAGAAUGAAGAAAGCAAGCAGGAGUGUUGGCUCAGUGCCCAAAGUGCCUGGAGUAAAUAAAACUCAAACAACUGAAAAAGCCAAACCAGAAAACGGCUCCUCAGUGUCUGCAGUAACAAAACUCUCCAAAACCGGGACAUCGGCAUCUCUUUUGAAGACUAAGAGUAACGAUGACCUCUUAGCAGGGAUGGCUGGUGGUAGUGGAGUGACAAUGACCAACGGUGUCAAGGUAAAGAAGAACACUUGUGUAGCAACAGCAUCUUCAACUUCAGGGACAACCAUGAACAGUCUGGAAAAUAAACCCAAAACCAUUGCAGGUCCAGGUUCCACAGCUAAACGCAGCGCUUCCUCUGGCACUAAAGAAUUCAGCUCCUCCAGGGAGAGAAUGCGUGACCGUUCUCGCCUGAGCCAGAGCAAAAAGCUGCCUCUGAGCGGGCAGGGCAGCACCGAGGCCGUGCUGGCCAAGCGCUCCCGCAGCCGCACCAACCCCGAGGUGGACGUUCGCAUGAGCAAGUCCAAGUCAGACAACCAAAUCAGCGACAAAGCUGCGCUGGAAGCCAAGGUCAACGAUCUCCUGACGCUGGCAAAAACUAAAGAUGUGGAAAUCUUGCACCUGAGGAAUGAGCUAAGGGACAUGCGUGCUCAGCUGGGCCUUAAUGAAGAUCAACUUGAAGGCGAUGAAAAAUCUGAAGAAAAAGAGGCCAUUGCUGUCCAUCAGCCAACCGAUGUGGAGUCUACCUUGCUACAGUUACAAGAACAAAACACUGCCAUCCGGGAAGAGCUCAACCAGCUGAAGAAUGAGAAUCGAAUGUUAAAAGACAGGCUGAAUGCAUUAGGCUUUUCCUUGGAGCAAAGGCUGGACAACUCUGAAAAACUCUUUGGCUACCAGUCUUUGAGUCCAGAGAUUGCAGCUGGCAACCACAGUGAUGGUGGUGGUACACUGACAUCUUCAGUGGAAGGUUCUGCUCCAGGAUCAAUGGAAGACUUGUUAAGUCAGGAUGAGAACACCUUGAUGGACAACCAACACAGUAAUUCCAUGGAUAAUUUGGACAGUGAGUGCAGUGAGGUUUAUCAGCCACUGACAUCAAGUGAUGAUGCCUUAGAUGCUCCAUCAUCUUCAGAGUCUGAAGGAGUACCAAGUAUAGAAAGAUCUAGGAAGGGGAGCAGUGGCAAUGCAAGUGAGGUGUCUGUGGCUUGUCUAACGGAACGGAUACAUCAGAUGGAAGAGAAUCAGCACAGCACAGCUGAAGAGCUCCAAGCCACGCUCCAGGAGCUUGCGGAUUUGCAGCAAAUAACACAAGAGCUGAACAGUGAGAAUGAAAGACUUGGAGAGGAGAAAGUAAUUCUUAUGGAAUCUUUGUGUCAGCAAAGUGACAAGUUAGAGCACUUCAGCCGUCAGAUUGAGUAUUUUCGGUCCCUUUUAGAUGAACACCACAUCUCUUACGUGAUCGAUGAAGAUAUGAAAAGCGGUCGCUACAUGGAAUUAGAACAGCGCUACAUGGACCUGGCAGAGAACGCUCGGUUUGAGCGAGAGCAGCUGCUAGGUGUUCAGCAGCACUUGAGCAACACUUUGAAGAUGGCAGAACAAGACAACAAGGAGGCCCAAGAAAUGAUAGGGGCAUUAAAGGAACGAAAUCACCACAUGGAGCGGAUUAUUGAAUCAGAGCAGAAGAGCAAAACAGCCAUAGCGUCCACCUUGGAGGAGUACAAAGCCACAGUGGCCAGUGACCAGAUUGAGAUGAACAGGCUGAAAGCUCAGUUGGAGCAUGAGAAGCAGAAAGUGGCUGAGCUGUAUUCCAUUCACAACUCUGGAGAUAAAUCAGACAUCCAGGAUCUGCUGGAGAGCGUCAGGCUGGAUAAAGAAAAAGCAGAGACCCUGGCCAGCGGCCUGCAGGAGGAGCUGGCACACACUCGCAAUGAUGCCAAUCGGCUGCAGGAUGCCAUUGCUAAGGUUGAAGAUGAGUACCGAGUGUUCCAAGAAGAAGCCAAGAAACAAAUUGAGGAUCUCAAUGUGACUCUGGAAAAACUUCGGACAGAACUAGAUGAAAAAGAGACCGAGAGAAGUGACAUGAAAGAAACUAUUUUUGAGCUGGAGGAUGAAGUAGAGCAGCAUCGUGCUGUGAAGCUUCAUGACAACCUCAUCAUAUCUGAUUUGGAGAAUACAGUUAAAAAACUUCAGGACCAAAAGCAUGACAUGGAAAGAGAGAUAAAGAAUCUUCACAGGAGGCUCCGGGAGGAGUCAGCAGAAUGGCGCCAGUUCCAAGCUGACCUGCAGACUGCAGUGGUUAUAGCAAAUGAUAUCAAGUCUGAGGCCCAGGAGGAGAUAGGAGACCUGAAGCGUCGAUUGCACGAAGCUCAGGAGAAAAACGAGAAGCUCACCAAAGAGCUGGAGGAAAUCAAGUCACGCAAGCAGGAAGAGGAGCGUGGUCGAGUGUACAAUUACAUGAACGCUGUAGAGAGAGAUCUGGCAGCUCUGAGGCAGGGAAUGGGCCUGAGUCGCAGAUCCUCCACCUCCUCGGAGCCAACUCCCACUGUAAAAACACUCAUCAAGUCAUUUGACAGUGCCUCCCAAGUUCCAAGCCCUGCCGCUGCCACGAUUCCUCGCACUCCUCUGAGCCCAAGUCCCAUGAAAACUCCCCCAGCUGCUGCUGUGUCCCCUAUGCAGCGGCAUUCUAUAAGUGGACCAAUCUCAGCUUCAAAACCCCUUGCCACACUGACAGACAAAAGGCCAAGCUAUGCUGAAAUCCCUGUUCAAGAACAUUUGUUGAGAACAUCCUCUACCAGCAGGCCAGCGUCGCUGCCAAGGGUGCCCACUAUGGAAACUGCCAAAUCUAUUUCUGUCUCUCGAAGAAGCAGUGAAGAAAUCAAGAGGGAUAUCAGUGCCCCAGAUGGAGCAUCUCCAGCGUCUCUCAUGGCAAUGGGCACCACCUCACCACAGCUGUCACUCUCCUCCUCUCCAACAGCAUCAGUCACCCCUACCACCAGGAGCCGAAUAAGGGAAGAGAGGAAAGAUCCCCUGUCUGCUCUAGCCAGAGAAUAUGGAGGAUCCAAGAGAAACGCCUUGCUGAAGUGGUGCCAGAAAAAAACAGAGGGGUAUCAGAACAUCGACAUAACAAACUUCAGCAGCAGCUGGAAUGAUGGCUUGGCCUUCUGUGCAGUGCUCCAUACUUACCUCCCAGCUCACAUUCCCUACCAAGAGCUAAACAGUCAGGACAAGAGAAGAAAUUUCACCUUGGCUUUUCAGGCAGCUGAAAGUGUUGGCAUCAAAUCUACUCUGGACAUCAACGAGAUGGUGCGAACUGAGCGUCCCGACUGGCAGAAUGUCAUGCUGUAUGUUACAGCAAUUUACAAAUACUUUGAGACCUGAAACCCCCAAGACUCAGCAGAUCCGUGGGAUAGAACCAGCAUCAGCUACCAGAUGGAAAUCUUCCUGAAAUGCUAAUCCCCAUUUCACUGAAAACUGGCAACAUUUGAAUCCCCUCAAACUUCAGUGACACUAUCUUGGAUUGCCUCGGAUUGCUUCAGCUACUAAGCCUGGAAAGCAUUGUGUAAAGCAAGAACUCAUUGCCACAGUGCUUGGAAUAACCCAAGUUAUUAAGCUAUUCAGAUUAAUUAAGUAGCCUAAAGAGCCUGGACUACUUCUGUGCUGCCUUGCCAGCCAGACUUCCUGAAGCUUUCUUUCCUAGGAGAUGAAUGGAUCCUCUAUGGGACACUGAAUGUACAGCUGAGCUAUGAGAAGGAAAAGGAGAACAUGGCAUCGCAUCACCGAACUUUCUGUAGCAUCUUGAUACCACAGUCUGAGCAUUCUACCCCAAAGCCUGUGACACCCUGAUAUAGUCAAGUUCUUCAUGGUAAUUUAGUUACUGCCUUCACAGCUAUUUUCCCUCUCAAAUGUGCACAAUAUUCUAGGAAAAUAAGCUUUUGUUCCGUAGCGACAGAGGGAGUGGAAAAGCACUCUCCAUACCUCGGAAAAUUUGGCACAGAAGAAAUCGUUCUAGAGCUUCAUUUUAAGCCUACCUCUGUCACACUGAUGUGGCUUCCAACUUUAUCUUACAGAUAGCAGAGACUAGCGCACGCAGCUCCUGGUUUCCAGGGUGUGCUGUACUUCAAGGAAUCUGUCCAAACUCCCUGUGCUUCCAUUGCAACAGAAACUAAUUGGUAAUCAGCCCCUCUAUGGCUGCUUCUUUCCCCUUUUCCUCCUUUGCCUGUACAGCACACAGCUACUCCAGGCUUCACAGCAAUACAAGCAUACAGCAUGGAUUUCUGUGGGAGAAUUUUGGAACUGGGAUAGGAUUUCCUCUGCAGAGAAGGUAUUUUCACAAAGAUGGAACAGAGAAGUAGUUUGCUUCAAAAUCCAUCUUUGCCGUGUGUUCUGUGUGGUUUUCAUUGCUCUUGCACAUCCUCGUCCCACUGGCAGAAGGUGAGGCAGGAAUUCUGGAGGAACUGUUGUCAUGUGUGUACACCUGGGAGUCCUGAGUAUUGUGUGGAAGUGACUCAGUGUCAAAGGACAGAACAGAACUUUAGCCUGCUCAGCUUCUCCUGGCGUGAAUUCAUGUAACAGCUCUCAGCAAGAGUUAAGUAAGUGCCUUAGUGAUCAUUGGAGUGAUACAGUGAUACAUGCUGGCACUGCAGAGCCCUGUGCAGGGUGCUCGUGGCUCAGAGGGACCUCGCAUAGCCAUUUGUCAUAUGCUGUUUGCUGUAAUCUUGUUUGUCAGAUCAAGGGAAGACUUUGCUCUGUCAUUGCUUCUGCCUCUUAUUGUUCUGCAUACUUAUCACAGCUCAACAUCUCUCAUUAAUAUUAAGCAGAAGCCUACUUUAGAAGCGAGUUUUGUAGCAACUGCUAUUUAUAAGCACAUGCUCUUCCAACACACUAACCCUCUUACAAAGAAAAUGAAUCUGCCAUUCCUAUGGUGCUCUAACGACUGUUAAGGACAGUUUGAAUGUCAUAGAUGUUAACCCAGUGAAUGCAAUUCUGCUUGGCAUCUGUGAAACUUCACUGUGGUAUAAAAGCACAGAAUUCAUUCCAAAUUAUUGCCAAAUCCAACCCCUGUCAUCUGAAGAACAGAGCCCAUGUGAAGAGUAAUAAUUCAGCAUGUCCCUGCAGCUCGCAUUGUGUAUAAAUGCACUCUUACACUGAUAUGUGCCUGUGAGAAUUACAGAGAUCUGCAAGUAACUGCUUCAUGCUGGGGCCCUUUGGAGAAGUUUUCAGAGCAGUGGGGUCACACAUUCUUUAGGAUUCUGAAAGUGGUUAGAUACUCUCAGAGCAUUAGUUGGUACAUUUCAAGAGCCCAUGUAAUGUAAAGACAAUUACUGCAAGAGAGGGUUCAGGUUGAAAACCCUUCACUGACAGAUUUUAGUAAAAGUCUGAAAUACAAUUUCCUCUCCUGUGUAUUUCUUACUUCAUUUCUUCAAGUGAGUUCCAGCAAGAGCAGGCUUACUGCAAAUACACAUCACUGCUGCCUCACAUUCCAGCUGCAGGCUUUGUCAGUUUGUGUUCCAAACCCUUCUAUUCCCACUCUGAACAGAUGUCCUCAUCUGUGAUGUCUUACUCUUUGCCUUAGAUGUUCAGAAAAUAUUUUUCUAGCAUUUCUUGGUCUAAAUUGACUUCGUGCCCUCUUCUGGUAAGGUAAUUUGAGCUAAUGAGCAACUUCAGUUACUUGGGCAGUUGUGUUAGCCCUUAACUGAAAUAACACCAACAGUCUAACCAUUUGGGAAUGGGGGAGUCACAGCUUUCAGAGCCUGCCUGUUAAAAAGAUGAACUGCAAAACUUCAGAGAGAUAAAGUUAUCAUAAAAGUGAUCUUGUUUGGAACUGCAGAGCUCUGUAAACGUCUUCUUGGUGUGACCUGUCUGAUAAACCUCGGCUGAAUUCCUGUCUGUAAAGGAAUAUUGGGCUUCAUGAAGAGGAUUCUUUUAUAAUGAUGUAUCUGAGCCUUUACAUAUAAGGUGCUGCACAGGUGGCUGAGUGGAAGAUGAUGUAACCCAAACAUAACUCUUUGCUGCACUCUACAACAUGUUGUUUCUGAAGGUUCAAACCACAUUCAUUUUUUUCAAGAGGCAGAAUAGUUGUAGCCCUUCUGGACAUGGAUGACAAUACUGUGUUUGGUUCCUACCCAUAGUUUGUCCUGAAAUACUCUGGAUUUUGUACAGCUGAAGUGCAGAAUUAUGCU